Zophobas morio is the source of this 672-nucleotide messenger RNA. RefSeq names its product pickpocket protein 28-like. Lineage: Eukaryota; Metazoa; Arthropoda; Insecta; Coleoptera; Tenebrionidae. The record is from RefSeq and is a predicted model, not a curated record. Gene Ontology annotation, biological process: sodium ion transmembrane transport. The transcript is spliced from 4 exons. Gene Ontology annotation, molecular function: ligand-gated sodium channel activity. Gene Ontology annotation, cellular component: plasma membrane. The coding region runs from base 1 to 672 and encodes 223 amino acids.
AUGACUGUAUACGAACUGAAUGAAAUCCACAAUAAAGAAAUCGCUGAACCAUGUACAAAGAGUGAAGACGGAUUCUGGCAUAAUGUGAGAAAAUAUUUAAGAGAAUAUGCUGAAGUAACAGGAAUUCACGGAUUCCGGUAUGUUGCCGAAAAACGUUCCGCAGCUGAAAAGAUUAUUUGGAGUUUGGCUUUGAUAUUUUCAUUAGGUGGUUGUAUAUAUAUGAUUUCCAAAAUUCUGGAUAAGUAUGAGAGUAGUCCAGUGGUUCUCAGUUUUGCGGCUGAAAAUAUACCACUAUUUGAAAUCCCCUUCCCUGCUGUUACUAUUUGUCCAGAUAUAAAAUAUAAUACACAGGCGUUCAAUUACACCGAUAUCGUUCAUCGGUUAAAGCAUGACAAAUCAGUGGACAAAACAAAUUUAACGAUGUUUCACCAUCUAAGUGUUGUCUGUGAUGACAUACAUAAUACUUCCAAAUUUGAAAGUAAAACCUUGGAUAACGGAUUUUUUGAAACCAUACACGAAACCAAAAUGAAACUAGCGGAUAUAUUUACAUUCUGUAUUUAUCAGUCAGAAGAAAAUUGUGAAGAAUUAUUUACACCUAUUAUUACCGAUGCGGGAUUAUGUUAUUCGUUUAACAUUUUUGGAGGCGAAGAUAUAUCUCACGAUCACGUGUAA